AUGACUACGGAAUUAAAUACACCUGCGAAUGCAUCGCCAUCUGCAUCGCAACAUCAAACUGCACAUGUGCAACGAAGAUUACAGAAAAUUCUCGAUUUAAAACUCGAAUCAGAUAAAGAUUUGAUCGAAUCGUUGAAAUACUUAUCAAGCUUUUUCACGGAGAACAGCGUUCGAACACGACGGUCGUUACGCAGUACAAUCGAAAAGCGAAGUUUAACACUAAACGAUCAAUUUGAAGAGUGUUUUCGAGUAGUUAAACAACAACUCGAUCAAAUUAAUGAAACAGUUACAUCGAUGUCCACCUGUUGUCAAGAUAUGACACAGCGACUGAAAGAUGUGAAAGCACAAACACAAGAAUUAAUCAAUAGAACAACGCAAAUUCAAAAUGAGAAUCAAGAGUUGAAUGUUAAAUCUUGUAUCACAGAAGGAUUUAUCGAACGAUUUCAAUUAAAACCAGACGAACUGAAUGCCUUGCGAACAACGCGAGAUGGAUUUUUACAUCCGCAAUUCUUCAAUGUACUCAAACGAGUCAAAUCGAUUCAUCAAGAUUGUAAACUAUUGCUACGAACAAAUCAACAAACAAUUGGACUAGAAAUCAUGGAACAAAUGGCACUUCAUCAAGAAUCCGCCUACGAAAGACUGUAUCGAUGGUUGCAAAAUGAGUGUCGACAGCUAACAGCUGAAUCACCAGAAAUAUCGACAUUACUUAGUGAAGCACUUGAAGGGCUAAAAGAACGACAAGUUUUGUUCAAGUAUGUUCUGGACGAGUAUGGUACAGCCCGUCGUAGUGCGAUUGUUCGCGGUUUCAUCGAUGCAUUAACUCGCGGCGGUCCAGGCGGUAUGCCACGACCGAUUGAACUAUCCUCACAUGACCCAUUACGAUACGUUGGCGAUAUGCUUGCAUGGACACAUCAGGCGGCUGCAUCAGAAAAAGAAUAUGCAGAAAUUUUAUUAAGAAAAUUUAAAGAUUGGAGUGAUCUAGAGAAAACAAUUCAAACAUUAUUAGGUUUUCUCACUGAAGGUUUAUGUCGUCCAUUACGUGUUCGUCUUGAACAAGUUUUAGUUUCUCAACAUGAACCGGUCACAUUGUAUAAAUUGACGAACUUGCUUAAAUUCUAUGAAACAACCAUCAAACAAUUGUUACCGACAGAUUGUCAAUUAGCUGUUGUUCUUGAUGAAAUCACUAAUUUAUCAUCGAAAAUGUUCUUAAAUGCUUUGAAUGCAGCAGCAACACGUUUAAUCGAAAAGGUUGAUAUUCCUACAAAUGAUUUGAAUUUAUCCGAUGAAUUACGCCGUACAUUAGCAUUACUACGUGAUAUUCUUGAAACCCAUUCAACGUCCAUGAUACCUUUCGAAUCAAAACGUACAGAUUUCCAACAGAUUGUCUACUCAAUUAUUGAUCCAUUACUGCAAAUGUGUUCUUUAUCAGCGGCGAAGCUAGGCGUAGUUGAAAUGGCUGUUUAUCUUGUUAACUGUUAUAGUGCAAUACGAGCGACACUAGCUGUCUUUGCGUUCACCGACGAAAAGAUUGAGAUGCUCGAAGGACAUAUCGAAGCCAAUACUGAUACAUUAAUCGGUGAGCAAGCAACUUAUAUUCUUCUUCGAACAGAUCUAUUGGAUGCUUAUCGUAUCGUUGAAAAACAGCAGCAAGACUCAAAUACUACCGAUGGGUCUUUAGCGCUUAAGCCAGGUAUGGAUACGAUUACAUUGAAAGCAGCAAUGGUGAAAUUUGAUUCCUAUCUGGCAUCUCCGGAUCUUUACAUAAUGCCACAAUUGAAAUAUCUAAUAAGUGCUGUUAUUCGAGAGAAGAUAAAGAAACGUUCUGUUGAAUUGAUCUGCACAGCUUAUACUAGUCUUUAUUCGGCCAUUAUGGAUCCAAAGAAUACAUAUGCAAAUCCAUAUUCAAUAAUGCCACAUACACCUGAACAAAUAGUUAAAUUACUUUCUUAA
This is a messenger RNA of Adineta ricciae, 1950 nucleotides long. The record is from the annotation of a GenBank genome assembly. NCBI's taxonomy places the organism in Eukaryota, Metazoa, Rotifera, Eurotatoria, Adinetida, Adinetidae.